This is a messenger RNA of Filobasidium floriforme, 1755 nucleotides long. RefSeq names its product glycosyl hydrolases family 31-domain-containing protein. Gene Ontology annotation, biological process: carbohydrate metabolic process; N-glycan processing. The transcript has 3 exons. The coding region runs from base 50 to 1264 and encodes 404 amino acids. NCBI's taxonomy places the organism in Eukaryota, Fungi, Basidiomycota, Tremellomycetes, Filobasidiales, Filobasidiaceae. The record is from RefSeq and is a predicted model, not a curated record. Gene Ontology annotation, molecular function: alpha-glucosidase activity.
UCGCACGUGGCCCGUCAUACAGUAUGAUCAGGCAGAAUACCUCGCUCUGAUGGACAAGUUUCGCGAUCACGGGAUCCCCUUGGCUGUCAGCGUGAUCGAUAUGGAUUGGCAUCUGGUCGAUGGAGCCGAUCCAAAGUUCGGCAAUGGUUGGACCGGCUAUACAUGGUACAAAGACUUGUUUCCCGACCCAGUCGCCUUUCUGACCGAACUGAAGCGGCGAAACCUCCGAUCGACCCUCAAUUUGCACCCCGCUCAUGGCGUGCGUGCAUUCGAGGAGCAGUACGGGGAAAUGUGCCGUGUGCUGGGUAGAUCGCCGGAGCAAGAGGAUCCCAUCGUAUUCGAUGUUUCGGACAAGGCGUUCAUGGAUGCGUAUUUCGACGUGCUUCAUCGCAAGCUCGAGAGGCAGGGUGUAGACACCGAGAACAAUUGCAAGAUGUGGGCAUUGAACCACUACCAUUACAUGGAUUCCGGCCUCGAUGACAAGCGACGGAUCACUUUUUCUCGGUUUGCCGGACCGGGAAGUCAUCGAUAUCCCAUCGGGUUGUCGGGCGAUACAGUCAUGAGCCGUGCGUCGCUGGAUUUCCAGUCCGAAUUCACGGCCACGGCUUCCAACAUUGGCUAUGGGCUCUGGAGUCACGACGUCGGCGGACACGCCUUUGGUGCCAAAGACAACGAGUUGUACGCUCGAUGGGUCCAGCUCGGGGUGUGGAGCCCGAUCCUGCGCUUGCAUUCGAACGAAAACAUCUUCAAUACCAAGGAGCCGUGGACUUUCAAUCCCCAGACCUGCGCUGCGGUCACUCGAUCGCUACAGUUGAGACACCGUCUGAUCCCCUACCUCUACACGAUGAACUAUGUGGCAGCGACCGAGGCGGGUCCGCUCGUCAGACCAGUCUACUACGAACACCCCAGGGAAACCCCGUGUGUGGCCGGGUCCUACGAGUACAAGCGGCAGUUCUUUUUCGGUAGCGAAUUGCUGAUGAUUCCCAUCAGCGCUCGUACGGACUAUGCUUUGGGUUGCAGUCAGGUCCGGGCAUGGCUCCCACCGGGCGACUGGAUCGACAUCGAAUCCGGCGCAACUUACAAUGGCGGCCGGGAGAUGCUCCUACAUCGGACGCUAGAGACGUACCCCAGUCUUUGCCCGUCCGGGUUCCAUCGUACCACUCGACGGCGCCGAGCAGUUGGGAAACGGAAGCGACAACCCGGACACGUUCGAGGUCCUCGUCGUUGUCGGUGCAAACGGUCGAUUUAUCAUGCACGAGGAUGAUGGGAACGGAAAGACUGUGGAUAAAGUCGUCGCUCAAACGACGACCAUCGAAUACCAUCAGGCUGAAGAACGGCUCGUCAUUAUGGACGGUUCCAACACCCCUAGGACUUGGCGAGUCCGCCUCCUCGGUCAUACAGGCACGAUCGCCGAGCAGGAUCGUUCAAACACUCGCACGGGAGCCGAAGGUAACGGCCUACUGAUCAACCUGUCUCCGAGCUCGACGGGAACCUUCGAGCUGCAUCUCGGUCCCAAUCCGAUACGUAGACCGAUCUCACCAUAUCCCAUAAUCUACAACCUAAGUGCAGGAGCGCAAAUCGAAUACGAGAGCAAGAGCAACUUGUGGACGGCGGUCAACGCGGCAACUCUUCCGGCAAAAGUCACGGGUGUGCAGGCACUCGAGCUCGAGGGGCAUGUGCAGGCAGCGAUCAUCGAAAUGUUACUGGCGGAUGACAGGUUGUAAGAGAGCGCGGCUUUGGUGAUUGUGCUCGUUG